UCUUUUGGCAGCUUUUUUUUUUUUUUUUUUUUUUUUUUUAACUCGGAAGUGAAUCUUCGAGGUCGUCAUGGGGAGCAAAGUCAGUUCCAAAAUGGCAGCUCCCGCAGCCCGAAUAAUUCAGGCUGUGCGGCCUCACGCUCCUCUCAUCAAGUUUCCCAACAGACAAGGCAUCCCAAAACCAAACGUCCAAGAGGCACUGAAAUCAUUAGCAGUUAGCUUUCCACAGCAGAGCUCUCCAGGUUUCCCUUCAGCUGCAGCGGCGCCUCCACUAUCAAGACCUUCAGGACCUUUGACCCGACUUCCCGGCACGCCAGACACCCUGGCCUCGAUUCAGAUGCUCCCUCAGAGAUACCGCAGGAGAGCAGUGGCAGUGGACGAGAUGGAGUACAUCCAGCGCGGUGGACCAGAGUGAUGUACGGUGACUCAAUGAACACAGCCAAAGUCCUUAUCUGUGGAAAUCAGUAUGUGUCUUUGCUUAAUCCCGUUUCUCCGCACAAGAGGACCUACUGCCACGCCACAUCUGACAGUAGCUAGAAUAAAGAAUGACAUGAUUCAUGUUGAAAAUGUACAUAUGAGGUUUAUUUUGAAACACUGUGUAGAUGUUAUGCUUGAUUCUGUUGUAUCUUGAUACUGAGGGACUUAAUUGAUUGUGUGUUGUAUUAGACACAGCAAAUCCAUACAAACAGCUUUUCAUUUAUCCUUAUUUAUGAGCAAAGUAACCAUCCACUACAGAUGUUUUCUGUUUUCAAACCUUGACUGUUCAUAGUUCUUUAACAAACGUUAUACCAACACAGUGCUACAGUAUUCUGAUUUUUUUUUUUGUUUCAUGUCAGUUUCAUUUUGUACCUCACUUGUGAAGCCACUCAGAUACUAAGGACUUAGAAAAUUGAGGAGUUUUAUGUUUUCCAGUGAAGUGCACUGUCUUUUGGGCUACUGCACUGAUCAGGGCUGCAGAGAUGCUGGAUGUCGAGUUGCAACAGCUACUGAGUGGGAUGGUAAUGAGUUCAUGUGAACUGCAGGGUUUGAAAGAUUAAAAGACUAUUGUAA
This is a messenger RNA of Myripristis murdjan (pinecone soldierfish), 1047 nucleotides long. It is a transcript of the gene kgd4, whose product is annotated as alpha-ketoglutarate dehydrogenase subunit 4. The coding region runs from base 68 to 412 and encodes 114 amino acids. Gene Ontology annotation, molecular function: oxoglutarate dehydrogenase (succinyl-transferring) activity. The record is from RefSeq and is a predicted model, not a curated record. Gene Ontology annotation, cellular component: oxoglutarate dehydrogenase complex. The transcript is spliced from 4 exons. Gene Ontology annotation, biological process: 2-oxoglutarate metabolic process. NCBI's taxonomy places the organism in Eukaryota, Metazoa, Chordata, Actinopteri, Holocentriformes, Holocentridae.